AUUCUCACGAAUCUUCCAUCGCAACUUUGUUGUUUUCUGUAGUUAAUCCUCAUAUAUACUAAACCCUUGUAAUUAAGAAACCUCGUAAGAAUGGCUGUGGCGAGUUUGUAUCGGCGAUCACUUACCUCUCCUCCUGCGAUUGACUUUUCUUCUACCGAUGGCAAGAAUAUAUUCAAAGAAGCGGUUCAGAAAGGAACAAUGGAAGGAUAUUUCAGUUUAAUUUCUUAUUUCCAGACGCUGUCUGAACCUGCCUUUUCUGGUUUGGCUAGCCUUUCAGUGGUCUUGAAUGCCCUUUCCAUCGAUUCCGACCGAAAAUGGAAAGGAUCUUGGAGGUGGUUUGAUGAAUCAAUGCUGGAUUGCUGCGAAUCUCUGGAGAUAGUGAAAGAAAAAGGGAUUUCAUUUGGAAAACUUGUGUGUUUGGCUCAUUGUUCAGGAGCUAAAGUGGAAGCUUUCCGCACAAGUCAUAGUACCAUUGAUGAUUUCAGAAAAUUCGUAGUGGCAUGCUCCAUUUCUGAGAAAUGCCAUAUGAUCUCGUCAUAUGAUAGAGGAGUGUUUAAGCAGACUGCAACUUCUCACUUUUCACCUAUAGGUGGCUAUAGUGCUGAAAGAGACAUGGCUCUGAUUCUUGAUGUCGGUCGUUUUAAGUAUCCUCCUCACUGGGUUCCUCUUAAACUUCUUUGGGAAGCCAUGGACACCAUUGAUCAGUCAACAGGGAAACGUAGAGGGUUCAUGCUCAUUUCUAGACUCCACAAAGACCCAGGAUUGCUUUAUACUCUGAGCUGCAAAGAUGAAAGUUGGAUCAGCAUAGUCAAGUAUUUGAAGGAAGACGUUCCUCGUCUUGUAAGUUCACAGCAUGUAGAUACUGUUGAAAAAAUCUUAUCAGUUGUGUUCAAGUCCCUUCCGUCCAACUUCAACACAUUCAUUAAAUGGGUGGCUGAGAUCCGAAGAACAGAGGACGCAAAACCAAAUCUUAGUGCAGAGGAGGAAUCAAGGCAAAAGUUGAAGCGAGAUGAACUGACGCAAGUGCAUGAAACCGAACUGUUCGAGCACGUGAGCAAGUUCUUAACCUCAGUGGGCUACGAAGAAAAUCUAUCAUUCGCAGCUGCUACGGCUUGUUGCCAAGGAGCCAAAGUCUUAUCCGGAUGCUCAUCAAACGAGUACUAUUGUCGCGAAACUUCUGUGAAAUGCAUCAAAGGUCAUGGGCCUUCUGGAGUGGAGGAAGCCACAGUUAUAGCCGGAGUUGUGGUUCGUGACGGUAGUGAACAAGAGGUUGACCUAUUGGUGCCGUCGACUCAACCUGUCUCGAAAGGAAGUGAAUAUUAUAGUCCGGAGUCAAAGUAUCCAUCAGGCAGCGAUGCAUUCACCGCGCUUCUGAUGGCUUUACCUCCACAGACAUGGUUUGGAAUCAAAGACCAAGCUCUUCAAACCAAAAUGAAGAAGCUGGUCUCCGUUGGCACCUUCUCGACUAUGCAUCACGAAGAGGUAUCUCAUCUUAGGAGACAACUUAUAAUGCUAAAGCGAUGCCAAGAGAAGAAGGAAGAGGAAGACCUCACCGCUCCUCUCUCUUAAUUCAAUCUAGUUCCAAUUUCUCAGAACUCUAUAUUUGCAAAGAACAAUGUGGAAUUGUGUGAUAUAUGCA
Molecule: messenger RNA, 1639 nt
Organism: Brassica oleracea var. oleracea
Lineage: Eukaryota; Viridiplantae; Streptophyta; Magnoliopsida; Brassicales; Brassicaceae
Product: glutathione gamma-glutamylcysteinyltransferase 1-like
Exons: 8
Coding region: 91-1569 (492 amino acids)
Biological process (GO): phytochelatin biosynthetic process; cellular detoxification of cadmium ion; detoxification of copper ion
Molecular function (GO): metal ion binding; glutathione gamma-glutamylcysteinyltransferase activity
Source: RefSeq, a predicted model, not a curated record